Biomphalaria glabrata is the source of this 6353-nucleotide messenger RNA. Its product is annotated as copper-transporting ATPase 1-like. Lineage: Eukaryota; Metazoa; Mollusca; Gastropoda; Planorbidae. The transcript is spliced from 22 exons. The record is from RefSeq and is a predicted model, not a curated record. Gene Ontology annotation, biological process: monoatomic cation transport; copper ion homeostasis. Gene Ontology annotation, cellular component: membrane. The coding region runs from base 761 to 5080 and encodes 1439 amino acids. Gene Ontology annotation, molecular function: ATP binding; P-type divalent copper transporter activity; copper ion binding.
AACGGCAUAAGUCUAAGGGGACAAAUACGUAAUCAUAAACAUGGAGUUCUAGGAUGUAGAUGGCAUUGAUAUAAAUACAUUUUGUAGAGUAUUCAAUAAUCAAUGUAAACUGCUUUUUUUUUUAUUCCACUUUGUAUCGUGAGGCCAAUAAUCAUUUUAAAAAUUAUAUAUUUUGAUAGACUCAGUUUCCAUUUGAAGUUAUCAAGACUCAACCGCUUCCAUGAUAAAGUGGCUACAGAUAACCACUGCUUCCGUAUCUGUCUGGUCAACACGCUGUUUAUCAGUGGAAACUGUUUGUACUUAGCCUACGACUCAUCAUAGGGCUAUAAAUGUGUGAACCAAUAGAUAGAGCCCUGGAUUGCUCGACACACAACACGCUGCUUGGAGUCACUUUUUAAUGACCGGCUUAUUCUUUAAUGACCGUGUCAUGUGUCGGCUAUAGACCUGCUUAUGCUUCUUCACAGUAAGGGUUUAUGAAAAGACUUGCAGAGAAAAACAUUCUUAAUUUGAAAUAAAGUUAUUCAACACUGAAAUACGCCGUGCUACGCUCACAAUAAGACCAUCAACUGUAUCUCGUGAGAGUCAACUGUGUCUCGUGAGAGUCAACUGUAUCUCGUAAGAAUUGUGGAGUAACAGAGAAGUAGCAAGUAGCAAUGGAAACGAUUCAGACUGUUUAGAAUUGGUAAACUGAAUUUUGCAAAUGUUGGCGUGAGGCAAUUAUUUUUAAUGGAUUAAAUUUGGGGUUCAAACUUAAAACAAAAUGGAGGAGGUCGAGCUGACAGUGUCUGUUGAAGGCAUGACCUGCAUGUCUUGUGUUCGGAACAUUGAAGGUCACAUCUCCAAGGUCCCUGGCGUCAAGAGCAUCUCGGUUUCUCUGGAGAACAAAAACGCAAGGCUUGUUAUUGCCCCUUCACUGAUAACACCAGAGGCCGCUGCAACGGCGAUAGAGAAUAUGGGAUUUGAUGCCAAAGUUAUAUCACCUACACUUUCAGUAGGUGACCUUUCAGAUAUUGUUGACCUAAAUAUAGAGGGGAUGACCUGCCAAUCUUGCGUGAAGAACAUCGAAGGUCACAUGUCUACGAAACCUGGCAUCACCGAUAUCAAGGUCAGUCUAGACAGCAAGUCAGCUCGCGUGACUUACAAGUCCGAUGUUACCAACCCGUCAACAAUAGCUCAGCAAAUUGAAGACAUGGGAUUCAAUGCUUCCGUGAUGAGAAGCAGCAUAGAGGAAAGCGUUAUUGCCGCGGCACCCUCAACAGCUGGCCAGACAGCUGCUGCUGACCUGAGGGUAGAGGGCAUGACCUGCCAGUCCUGUGUAAAGAACAUUGAGGGUCACAUGUUUACGAUACCUGGAAUCCUCAACAUCAAGGUCAGUUUAGAAAAUAACACAGCUCACGUGAACUAUGAUCCGGCUGUUACUGACCCGUCCAAAAUAGCUCAACAAAUAGAAGACAUGGGUUUCAGUGCGUCAGUGCUGCUUAGCACAAAUCCUAUCGUCCCCAUGCCAUCUCCUUCAGCUUCUAGCCAGACGGCUACUCUUGAUCUAAAUGUAGAUGGCAUGUCCUGCCAGUCCUGUGUGAAGAAAAUCGAAGGCCACAUAUCCACUAAGCCCGGGAUUCUGAACAUCCAGGUCAAUCUGGACAACAAAUCAGCUCACGUGACCUACAAUCCCAGCUUAACUAACCCCACAAAAGUUGUUCAGCAGAUCGAGGACAUGGGAUUUGACGCAUCUUUGUUGCCUAGCAACGAAGAUCAAAACGUUCAAACACCAAGAUCAGGGAACUCCAGAGACAUUUCGACAACAGUUUUGAACAUUCGGGGCAUGACAUGCGAUGCUUGUUCUAAUAACAUUGAAAUAUUUGUAUCGGAAAACCCAGCAGUGGCCAAUAUAAAAGUUUCACUGGCCGACCAAACUGGUACCAUUAACUACUAUCCGUCCAAAAUAACCCCAGAACAGUUAUGUGCAAUAAUUAACAGCAUGGGCUUCGAGGCAUCAGUUGCUGUACCUAGUCACACUAUAGUUGCAUCCGUGAGUGGCACUCUGCCGAAGGAUGUUUCAAGGAAGAAAGAAGCUCGCAGAGCUGAAGGAGCUGAGAAAUGUUAUUUGAAUGUAUCUGGGAUGACUUGUGCUUCCUGUGUGGCCUCCAUUGAGAAAACUGUGGGGAAGAUGGAAGGUGUUCACAAAAUUCUAGUCUCACUGAUGGCCCAGAGAGCAGAAGUUACAUACGAUCCACUGCUGGUUCAGCCACAGGAGGUUGCGGAUAAGAUUGUGGCAUUGGGCUUUAGAGCGUCAGUCAUCCACGGAGAGUCUGUUGGACCCGGAACCUGUGAACUAACGAUUCUCGGCAUGACGUGUAGCUCCUGUGUUCAUCGCAUUGAGUCGGUGGUGAAAAAGAAAAGGGGAGUCUUCUCCGCAUCUGUGGCUCUGUCCACCAACACUGGAAAAUUUACAUUUGAUUCGGAGCUGAGCGGCCCAAGGGACAUAAUUGAUACGAUACAGGCAAUGGGGUUUGAGGCUAAACUGAGAACAGACGAUGACAUAGGCGCCUCACGCUAUGAUCACAGAGAAGAGAUAAAAAGAUGGCGGAGAUCUUUUCUGUGGUCCCUGGUGUUCGGUCUACCUUCUAUGAUCGUCAUGUUUGUCUUCACGUUUGCAAUAGAUGCCUCUGGAGAUGACAUGCCGAAUCACAAUGUCACAUCCAUGACUGACAACCACAGCGAUGUCAUGGUGACACCCACGAAGAUGGAUGGCCACUACAACCAGAUCAUGAUCACUCCAGGCCUGGACGUGCUCAAUCUCCUCAUGUUUGUGUUGGCCACUCCUGUCCAGUUUAUUGGUGGCCGAUACUUUUAUAUACAAGCUUACAAAGUGCUGAAGCACAAGUCCACAAAUAUGGAUGUGCUGGUCGUCAUGUCAACCACUAUCUCCUAUUUCUACUCUUUGGCUGUGGUCAUUGCUGCCAUGAUCAUGAAGGAGAGAAGCAGUCCGAUGACCUUCUUUGAGACCACUCCCAUGUUGAUGGUGUUUAUAGCACUGGGGAGAUGGCUGGAGCACAUCGCUAAAGGUAAAACCAGUGAAGCCUUGGCCAAGCUGAUUUCUCUGCAGCCAGCAGACGCAGUUUUGGUAGAAGUGGACAAGAAUUUCCAAAUUCUUUCUGAAAAGGUCAUCUCUCUUGAUCUUGUCCAGCGUGGUGACAUUCUCAAGGUCACUCCAGGUGGUAAGAUUCCUGUGGAUGCCAAGGUCAUCUUUGGACAAUCAGCUUGCGACGAGGCACUGAUAACAGGGGAGAGUAUGCCUGUGCAGAAAUCAGUGGGUUCACAGGUGAUUGGAGGCAGCAUCAAUCAAACUGGAAUGCUGUUAGUGGAGGCCACGUAUGUUGGGGCUGAUACAACACUCAGUCAGAUAGUCAAGUUAGUGGAAGAAGCUCAGACCUCAAAAGCUCCUAUUCAAAACUUGGCAGACAAAAUUGCUGGUGUGUUUGUUCCUAUGGUCAUCGUUCUUUCUUUGGUCUCCCUGAUUAUUUGGGCCAUUAUCGGCUAUUCAGAUAUCAACCUCUUGAACACCAAUUAUGAUCCAAAGAGUGAAAAAUCCAAAUCUGAAAUAAUCUUUGAAAAAGCAUUUCUAUACGCCAUUACAGUGUUAAGUAUUGCUUGUCCCUGUGCCUUGGGACUGGCGACACCAACGGCAGUAAUGGUGGGCACAGGUAUAGGUGCUACCAACGGAAUAUUAAUCAAAGGUGGAGAACCAUUGGAACUAACUCACAAGCUGAAGGUGAUUGUAUUUGACAAGACUGGUACGAUCACUCACGGUGUACCCAGAGUGUCCAGAGUCUCCAUGUUUGUCAAGAACAAGACUUGCUCCUUUGUCAAGUUUCUCAUCAUUGCUGGCACAGCUGAAAAUAGCAGUGAACAUCCAAUAGCUUCCGCCAUCAUGAAAUAUGUUAAAGAGACUUUGGGUACAGAGAGCCUGGGCAAAGUAUCCGAGUUUGAUGCAGUGCCAGGGUGUGGUAUCAAGUGUAAAGUCUCACACGUUGAGGCCAUCCUGUCAAGAAUCAAUAUGGUGGAAGUCAACAAAAGAAAGGACAAGUUUGGCAGUCUGAGCAUCAAAAUUGAUAACUUUGUGAACAGCUAUCAAGAAACAGAGAUAUCUGAAAUAGAACCAGAAAUAACUUUAGGCGCAGAGGCAUCGCAGGAGUACGAGGUACUCAUUGGCAACCGUGACUGGAUGAACAGAAAUGGGCUAGAGGUGACGGACGUCAUGGAUAAUGUCAUGACAGAGCACGAGAUGCAAGGUCACACGGCAGUCUUGUGUGCUAUAGAUGGUACAAUCACUGGCAUGUUAGCUGUGGCUGACACUGUGAAGUCUGAGGCUCAUCUUGCAGUGUAUCAACUCAAGAAGAUGGGACUUCAAGUGAUUCUUUUAACAGGAGAUAACCUGAAAACAGCUAAAGCCAUUGCUAAGCAGGUUGGCAUCACCAAUGUCUUUGCUGAGGUGCUUCCUACCCAUAAAGUGAAAAAGAUCAAGCAGCUGCAAGAGAUGGGUCUGAAGGUUGCUAUGGUGGGAGAUGGAGUGAAUGAUUCCCCAGCACUUGCUCAGGCAGAUGUUGGCAUAGCCAUUGGUACUGGAACAGAUGUAGCUGUGGAGGCAGCUGAUAUUGUACUUAUACAGAAUGAUCUAUUAGAUGUGUAUUCUGCUAUAAAACUGUCAAAGAAAACCGUACGAAGAAUACAUAUCAAUUUCUUCUCCGCCUGUAUCUAUAACUUGCUUGGAAUUCCCAUCGCUGCUGGUGUGUUCACUCCAGUUGGUUUAGAGCUACGUCCCUGGAUGGCAUCGGCUGCCAUGGCGAUUUCGUCUGUAUCUGUUGUCUUAGCUUCAUUGCUACUGAAAACGUUCCGCAAGCCCAAGAAAGAACAUUUGAUGACAUCAGAGUAUCGAAAGAAGCUGAAAGAAGACCAAAGCGAUGAUGUGGUUGUCAUGGCACACAGAGGGGACUGGAGCCUGUCCAUACGAUCAUCACGACAUAGUAGCAUUUCGGGAAGAAAAACUAGAGAAUAUGCAGAAUCCAGAUUUUUAUCCUGAACUAUUCGGUAAAACAAAAACAUUAGUCUUACAAGUGUCAGUCAUCUCCAGUCUUUUGACGAACGUUUCUUGCCCCUGUUGCGAUCUUCCUCUUUUUGAAAGUCACUGUUUCCCCAGAUUCUGGACACAAUGAGGUCACUAUCUUUUCUUUAAAUUUGGGCCUUUUUGGAACAGGAGUGCUAUCAUCAGCAGAUGGUUCUUCUGGCAGUGGGAUCUCAUCCAGAGAAGGAGGAGUGCUGCUGUCAUCAUAUAUUGUUGGCUGCCUGUGACCCAGAUUAAAACAGACAUUUGUUCAAAAUAAGACUAAUUUAAGAUAAUUCAAUAACCAAAUAGCUGUAAACUGAAUGGAACUAAUUGUAUUAUAACUAUAUCCUACAUUUUUUAACAAAUUGUGUUAAGAAUAUACUAAAUGUAUUUUAAAUGUUCUUAGUAUAUUCUAUGACAAUAAGAAAAAGAAAAGUAUUCUAUGAACUGCUCAUACUCUAUCUCAAUAGUUUACAGCAUAAAAGAAAGUUAAGCCACGACAACAAUGAGCAUCACAAGAAUAUCAAGAAUAACACACACAAAAAAAAAAAAAGUGUAAAAAAUUCUUUAGAAAUGAUAACUUGAGUAAUAAACACUAUCAAAUGAAGUGAUAGUUUCUAAAACGUUAGUAAAUUAAGUUAGAGCUACUUGUUUUCACCAAUAUAGUUUAACAUAAAGAAAAAAGAGAAGAGUUCCAUGAGCUAUAAUUAAGAAGUUAGGAAAAAACAUUACAUUUGUAUAAAUCUCAUGUUCAGAUGUAUAAACUGUUUUAGCAUUGACUAAUAUAUAUAUUAAUAGGUCUAUUUAUUUUUGUAUACAUUGACAAAUAUGUGUAUUUAUAUUCCUGCAUCCAAUAGUAUCAUCAGACAUUAUAUGUAUUAAUAAUAAUUAUUAUAUAUACUUUUAUUUUCAUUCACAUAAUAAAUGCAAAUGAGUCUAUUAAUUAAACAACAUUAACUCAAUAUAAAAUACCCGGUAUAUAUAUACAAUAUAUAAAAUAAUAAAAGAUCAAUGGGCUUUAUUUCUGCAAGUAUAAAUAUAUAUGUCAGAUGUACAUAUAGAUUCGAAUUUUUAAAAUUGAAGUUACGAAAAAAAGGUUAUGCACACAUUCCUAUACACUGUAUUUUUUAUGAUUGAGAUGAUCAAUAGUCGCUAAAAGCGACUCACAGAGGCCAUAAAUCAAUUAUUUCAUAAAUUCUAAUAAAUGCUGUAUUAAUCUGUUUGAAGCCAAUAAACUGUGUUUCAUUAA